AAACCCUACCCUACCCUAACUAUCUGACCUGCCUUGCGCCGUUGGGCCUCCCGACCACCACCUGCCGGCGCGCGGCCUGCUAGUCUCGCCUGAAGGAGAAUGAAGGCCAUUCGUCGCUCUCUCAAAGGGGAGAAAGAUCCCAAACCCCACCACCACCAUCACCACCAUCAUUCCUCCCACCUCUCCAUCACCCCCAAGUCCGCCAUUGCCAUCCUUCCACCUAAGAAGGUCAUCAAAGCGCUCUACGACUACCAACCAGAGCCCGGGAACUCGCAGGAGCUCGCGUUCAGCAAGGGAGACUUCUUUCACGUUAUCAGCAGGGAGGACGACUUGGAUUGGUACGAAGCGUGCAAUCCACUCAUCCCUAGUGCUAGGGGGUUGGUGCCCGUGUCCUUCUUCGAGGUGAUUGGCAAGAACGGAAGAGAUAGCGCCGGAUCGGUGGACUUUCAAAAGAAAAAAGAGCCGCACGACUCGGGCUUCUCCGAUCGCGCUGCGUUCCCUACCUCAGACUUCUUCCAUACCGUCUCGCGAAACAGCUUCCAGCCCAGGAUGUCCGCGCUGGCCAAGAACUCCUCCAGCAGCCCCAUGGUCUACGGCAUCGUCCAGUACGAUUUCCAGGCCGAGCGACCGGAUGAACUCGACGCCAAGGCCGGCGAGGCGAUCAUCGUCAUCGCCCAGUCCAACCCCGAAUGGUUUGUCGCCAAACCCAUCGGUCGCUUGGGAGGCCCUGGCCUCAUCCCCGUCUCCUUCAUCGAACUCCACGACAUGCAGACCGGCCAGGCCGUGACCGACCCGCUGGAUGCUGUGAGGCGCGCCGGCGUGCCCAAGGUGGAGGAGUGGAAGAAGAUGACGGCCGAAUACAAGAACAGCAGCAUCACUCUGGGCAAGAUCGACUCCGCCGGCGGCUCGUCCAUGUCGUCCAACACGUCGGGCGCUGACAAGAUGUCGGUCGGUCGGCAGAGCGCCAUGAGCCAGAAUGGCCAACCUUAUGCCUACCACAAUCGCAACGCUAGCAAAGGCUCCCUUGUGCAACAGGUCUCUCACCAAUCCCAGCAAAGCUACCACCAACCGUUCAUGGCGCCGGUCACGGCGUCGAUCCCCAGAUACUGCUUUGACAAUGACAAGUACUGGUACAUCAUCGAAGCGAAGAUGGAGGACGGCCGAUGCUGGGAACUGUCGCGCUAUUACCACGACUUCUACGAUUUCCAGAUCGCCCUCCUGACCCAGUUCGAGGAGGAAGCCGGCAACCGGGGCAAACCGCGCACGCUCCCGUACAUGCCGGGGCCCGUCACCCACGUCACGGACGCGAUUUCCAACGGUCGCCGCCAAAGCCUGGACGAUUACAUCAAAAAGCUCCUCUCGAUGCCCCCGCACAUCUCCCGCUGCCAACUCGUCCGCCAGCUGUUCGCACCCCGGGCCGGCGACUUCGAGAUCGACCCGAGCGCAUUUGGGGAAGACGCCCGGUUUUCGGGCGGGUCGCAUCACUCGUCUGCCCACGAGCCGUCUCAGAGCGUGUCCCGGCAAUCCUCACAGGCUCCGAUCGCAGUCCACGCGGACCGCAACUCCCACCAACGCGGGCAGGCAUCCCUCUCGCUCACGAACGGCGGCGGCCCGCCGCCGAUGAACCGGCAAGCCAGCUCGAUCACGCAGGUCUCGACGGCCUCGAGCGGCGGGGCGAUGAAGGUCAAGGUGUUCUUCCAGGACGACCUCAUUGCCAUCCGGGUGCCCAGCGACAUCAGCCUCCAGCAGCUGCGGGAGAAGCUGACGGACCGGCUGAAGAUCCAGGACGAGAUCGUGGUGCAGUACAAGGACGAGCCGUCCGGGACGUACGUGGACCUGGUCACGGACAGCGACCUGGACACGGCGAUCCAACGAAACUCCAAGCUCACAUUAUAUGUUGGACUUGCAUAGAAGCGUGUGAUUUUUUUUUCCCGUCUAUAUCCCGAUAGAUCUGUCUGUCAUUUUAUGUCUCAUUUGUUUUGUGCCUUCAAGGGUGGCGGCCCGAGCGACUCGGGC
This is a messenger RNA of Aspergillus heteromorphus CBS 117.55, 2016 nucleotides long. Its product is annotated as phosphatidylinositol-3-phosphate-binding protein BEM1. Gene Ontology annotation, cellular component: mating projection tip. The transcript has 4 exons. NCBI's taxonomy places the organism in Eukaryota, Fungi, Ascomycota, Eurotiomycetes, Eurotiales, Aspergillaceae. Gene Ontology annotation, molecular function: phosphatidylinositol binding; protein binding. Bases 100 to 1911 code for a protein of 603 amino acids. Gene Ontology annotation, biological process: conjugation with cellular fusion. The record is from RefSeq and is a predicted model, not a curated record.